Paraglomus occultum is the source of this 720-nucleotide messenger RNA. Lineage: Eukaryota; Fungi; Glomeromycota; Glomeromycetes; Paraglomerales; Paraglomeraceae. The record is from the annotation of a GenBank genome assembly.
AUGUAUCUUUUACGCAGACCCAUUACUCGUCCUCUAAUAAGGCUGCAGGCAUGCCAACUCUCCUCCAAAUCCGAUAGCAAUGACUCACCGGCGGAUGAUGAACCUUCUAUUGAUGCAACAACUACGACAACUUCGGCAACCAAGACACCAGAUACAGACAACCUCCUCUCCAAAUUGUCUGGCGAAACAUCAGCGGACCGAGGGGUGGGUGGUCUUCUUGAUGUAUUAGCGAAAUCCCGACAACAACGAGAAAGUCCGGAUUUUUACCUUGCUAGUUCAGGAGACGGCUCAGGUCCAUCCCAGCGCGGAAGAGAAACAACUGCAGACGUAUCUCGACUUCUCAAAGACAUGCUCGUUCACACAUCUCCCAUGUACAAAAUAUACAUUAAUUCUAGUUUGAAUAAUACUAUCGUCACGUUGGCAGAUCAUCAUGGGCAAGUAGUGUGUACCAAAAGUGGUGGGGCUGUCGGAUUCAAAAAGGCAGAAAGAGGUGGCUACGAAGCUGCUCAUCAAGCUGCAAUGGCAGUGAUAGCAACCGUAAAAGAAAAGAAACUCAAAGUAGGCGAAGUCGAAUUGAUAUUAAAAGGAAUUGGGCAAGGACGUGAGGCUGCUUUUAAGGCUUUGGCUAGUCCUGAAAAUUCAUGGUCAAUAAAACAGAUCACGGAUGCUACCCCAAUUCCGUUUAACGGUUGUCGACCACCCAAAGUGCGUAGGUUAUGA